Molecule: messenger RNA, 600 nt
Organism: Phytophthora nicotianae INRA-310
Lineage: Eukaryota; Oomycota; Peronosporomycetes; Peronosporales; Peronosporaceae
Exons: 2
Coding region: 1-600 (199 amino acids)
Source: RefSeq, a predicted model, not a curated record
AUGAGCGGCAGACCGUAUGCGAGGAACCCGCGCGUGCCGUACGCGGACGCCAGAGACCUGGAGGCGAUCAUACCGCACACAUUCCGUAUUGAAUCCCCUGUGCGUCUAAGAGACGCAAAACACGAAGCCAUCCGCAGUGCGAUUCGCCGCCGCUGUAUGCAAAAGAACUGGCGCAAGAUGAUCAGUAUUCGACACCGAAGACUCGCAGACGAAGCUGCAGCGGAGAAGGACGCGGAGGAAAGCAAAAACGAGGAAAAGCUGCAGGCAGAACCAAAACCUACAGAAAAACAGGAAGACGCCGCAACAGCGGCCAAGAAGCAGUUGCAGGAGCUGGAAGUGAAGCUACAGGGUCUCACAGAGCAGAAACACGCCAAGUUCCAACUGCUCAAAGAUAUUUUAGUGGAGGAGGCCAGAUCCAAGACGUCAGGAGGAGGCAACUCGACAGCAGCGAAGAAGCGGCGCGUAGAAUUCAAGGACCCCAGCAUGACGCCCAGUCCAGCCAAGAUGCAGUCACCACCAGUCGCUCCAACCGAUGCAGUUAACGCUAGCCCAGCCGCUGCGAGAGGAUUUACUGCUCCUGGCAGCGCGGAAAAGGCUUGA